Molecule: messenger RNA, 1509 nt
Organism: Trichoderma reesei QM6a
Lineage: Eukaryota; Fungi; Ascomycota; Sordariomycetes; Hypocreales; Hypocreaceae
Product: histidine kinase
Exons: 4
Coding region: 1-1290 (429 amino acids)
Biological process (GO): protein phosphorylation; regulation of glucose metabolic process
Cellular component (GO): mitochondrion
Molecular function (GO): pyruvate dehydrogenase (acetyl-transferring) kinase activity
Source: RefSeq, a predicted model, not a curated record
AUGUCAUGGCGGGCGUCCGAGACCCUGAUGGACACCAUCCGGCACUACGCCAAGUUCCCUGCGACUGGCGUGAGCCUGCGCCAGAUGGUCCAGUUUGGCGAUAAGCCGUCCACAGGAACUCUCUUCCGCGCUUCACAAUUCCUCGCCGAGGAGCUGCCCAUCCGCCUGGCGCAUCGCGUCGAGGAGCUCGAGACGCUGCCCGACGGGCUCAACGAGAUGCCGUCUGUGAAAAAGGUCAAGGAUUGGUACGCUCAGUCCUUUGAGUUUGGCAGCCGCGGCAGCUACGCGCAGCUGUCCGAGGCGACGCCGAACCCGUCCAUUGACGAGGGCGAUGCCUCGGGCUGGGGCGGCCUGCACGCUCACAACCACGGGCACGGCCACGGGCACGGCAACGGCAACGGCAAUGGGCACGGCAAGGCGCGAUCGGUCGCGCGGCGGUACUUUGCGACCGUCGACGACACGGGCGACUGGCCGCCCGAGCUGCAGCUCUACAACCAAAAGUUCGCGCAGACGCUGCACAAGAUCAAGCGGCGGCACGACAGCGUCGUCACGACCAUGGCGCAGGGCAUCCUCGAGUACAAGCGGCGCCGGCAGCGCAUGCAGAUCGACUCCAACAUCCAGUCCUUCCUCGACCGCUUCUACAUGUCGCGCAUCGGCAUCCGCAUGCUCAUCGGCCAGCACAUUGCCCUGACGGACCAGAGCCACCACCGCGACCCCACCUACGUCGGCAUCAUCUGCACAAAGACCAACGUCAAGGAGCUGGCCCAGGAGGCCAUUGAAAACGCCCGCUUCGUCUGCGAGGACCACUACGGCCUGUUCGAGGCGCCCCGCAUCCAGCUCGUCUGCAACCCCAGCAUCAACUUCAUGUACGUCCCCGGCCACCUGUCGCACAUGCUCUUCGAGACGCUCAAGAACUCGCUGCGCGCCGUCGUCGAGACCCACGGCAUGGACAAGCAGGAGUUCCCCGUCACAAAGGUCAUUGUCGCCGAGGGCAAGGAGGACAUUACCAUUAAGAUCUCCGACGAGGGCGGCGGCAUCCCCCGGAGCGCCAUCCCCUUGGUCUGGACCUACAUGUACACCACCGUCGACCGGACGCCCAAUCUCGAUCCGGACUUUGACAAGAGCGACUUCAAGGCGCCCAUGGCCGGAUUCGGGUACGGCUUGCCCAUUUCACGGCUGUACGCCCGGUACUUUGGCGGCGACUUGAAGCUCAUCAGCAUGGAGGGAUACGGCACAGACGUCUACCUCCACCUCAACCGCCUAUCCUCCUCCUCGGAACCCCUCCAAUAGCAAUUAAGCACCGCCCACGCAAAACAAUCCCCUUCCUACUCCUCCCAUCUCUCGUCGUCGCAAACGUCGUCAAUGACGACGACAAAGCCGCGGUCGCUCCUCGCCAUCCGCAGCAGGCUCAAGGACCCCGCCCGGCGAGAGGUCACCGAGCGCCGACAGGUCGGGGACGCGGAGGCGGUGGUCAAUGCGCCCCCGAGCAGCAGCUUCCUCCACGGGGAC